AUGCGGCGCUCAAUUCCUCUUCUGUUCCUUGUGGCCAAGGCAUCCACUGUCAAUGCCAUCACAGUCGAUCUAUCGACACGCUACCAGAAGAUGGAUGGCUUUGGAUUUUCACAGUACUUCGGUACCGCCUCAACAAUUCAGACGCUGCCCGCCGAUCAGCAGAAGCAGACGCUGGACCUUCUCUUCAACGUCACCACCGGCGCUGGUCUGACCAUACUCCGCAAUGGUAUCAGUGUCGAUAUUAUUGAGCCCAAGAGUCCAGGGAACGCCACUGACAAUGCCACAUACGGAUGGGACGGUAGCGAUCAAGGCCAGGUUUGGCUCUCGCAACAAGCGCUAAAGUACGGGGUCAAUCGCUUCUAUGCCGACUCGUGGAGCGCGCCGGCGUUUAUGAAGACCAACGACAACGAAGAUGAGGGGGGUUAUCUCUGCGGUGUGACAAGCGAGACAUGUAAGACAGGUGAUUGGCGGCAGGCAUACGCAAACCUCAUAGUCCAGUAUCUCUUUGAUUAUAGGUCUGAGGGGAUCAACGUAACGGAAGUCGGUUUCCUCAACGAGCCCGAAUAUACGGGCUCUUACGCCUCCAUGCUUUCGACUGGGACGCAAGCCGCAAGCUUCAUUGAAGUCUUAUAUCCAACCCUUCAAGCUGCAGGGCUUGGAGAUGUUGGAAUCGUCUGCUGUGAUGCGAUCGGCUGGUCCUACGCAGUAGAAUGGACAGCGCAACUCAUUGCCGCUGGCGUCGAGCCUAUGCUGUCUCGUAUCAGUUCGCAUUGGUAUAGCGGCGUAGGAAAUGGGCCUUUGAACACUUCUCUGCCAGUCUGGCAAACAGAAUACUGUGCGCUCAAGGGCGUAUACAGUGACGUCUGGUACUCAACUGGUAAUUCCGACCUCUCUGAAGGCUUGACAUGGGCCAACUUGAUCUACGAGGGCGUUGCACAAUCCAACCUGACAGCCUUCAUGCACUGGUGGGGCGUCAAUUUUGAUGCUGCAUCUGGCUCACUUAUUUCCGCUGGCUUUGGAGGUCCUGUCCAAGCAACAUCCUAUUUGUGGUCAUACGCACAUUGGAGCCGUUACGUUCGGCCUGAUGCUUUUCGAGUUGCGGCCACCAGCAAGGUCGGGACGACUGUGUCUUACAGCGCGUUCCAUAACGUUGAUGGCAGCGUCAGCGUCCAGAUCAUUAAUAAUGGGGCCACGGCUACGCCGUUCGAUGUUAGCGUAACGGGGAUGAAUGUUACAGAUGCUCAGGUGUGGUUCACGGACAAUUCGUAUGUCGGUGUGUACUCGAUGAAUGGCACCGUGUUGUCGAAGAAUGGGACAAUCAGCUUGACGGCACCGACAAAAAGCAUGGUUACUGUGGUGUUUUCCCCUGCUUCGUAAGUGGCGGGGAAAAAGUGUUGGGUAUCAUGAGGGGCCCAUCUCAAGUUGGCAAGAAACGUUUGAUAGAGUGUGGAUAUCUAGGCUGGGAUUUCGAGGUAUGAAGUGAAAUGUGUUCCUGGUUAAAUUCGCGGGUUUUAGGGACAGUCCAGGCUUUUGGGAGUACAACCGGGCUGUCCGGGCAGAAUAAAGUCAUUCUUACUAGCUGUACCUAAUUCCCUACUCUUUGGGAAUACCCUUAUUUUCAUGCUUUAGCUUUUAAUCCUUAGCAUUUAAUCCUUAGC
Messenger RNA from Mollisia scopiformis, 1658 nucleotides. RefSeq names its product glycoside hydrolase. Lineage: Eukaryota; Fungi; Ascomycota; Leotiomycetes; Helotiales; Mollisiaceae. Gene Ontology annotation, biological process: sphingolipid metabolic process. The record is from RefSeq and is a predicted model, not a curated record. Bases 1 to 1377 code for a protein of 458 amino acids. The transcript has 4 exons. Gene Ontology annotation, molecular function: glucosylceramidase activity.